AUGUUCAACGUGUCGGCACUUGCCAGUUCGAACUCAUUAGGCCCGAGUCUGGGCCCUAGUUUAGGCCCUAGCCUCGGCUCAACGCUCGGCUCAACCCUGAGCGGCUCCUCGACGUCGUUGAGCACGGGGAUCGGUCAGAGUAUCGCCGCUUCGCUGCCAACGCCGGUCGCCGACAACAAGACCGAAUUCAAAUGGGACACACCAAGCGAUGUGACCGCACAAACCUCAAGCGGGACAUGGACAGAGCAUUUGCCACUUUUAGCAGGUUACCCCGCUGCACCGUCCUUCUCGAUAGAGCCAUCGAUGUACACCUACGAUCCAUCCAGCAAUUUUCACGCUGGGACCUUAACUCCUGGCAGCUCAAUGUACACUCUUCCGCCUGCCGAUCCUUUUCAACGGACAGAUCCGAUGAUUAUGGGUGGUGCAAGCGCUGAGGAGAAAGAUAUCGACGCUAACGACAAAAAUGGCUCAAAAGCGGAAGAUGAGGAUGACGGCGCUGAUGAGAUGGAGGAGGAUGGAGAGGAAGAAUACGACGGAAAUGGAAAACGAAAAAAACGAAAGCGACGGGUUCUUUUCACAAAAGGUCAAACUUACGAGUUGGAGCGACGGUUCCGUACCCAACGAUACCUUAGCGCACCGGAACGAGAACAACUCGCUAUGCAAAUCCGCCUUACACCGACGCAAGUGAAAAUUUGGUUUCAAAACCAUCGGUACAAGACAAAGAAGACAAUCCAGGAAAAGGGUCUGAAUCCUGGGUUGCUCGCCUCAUCCCCGUCGUUCACCACUCCAGCUAGUACCGCGUUCUCAACAAGGAGCUUCCGGAUGCCAAUCCAGAUGUUGGUGAGGGACGGCAAGCCGUGCCCGCCGGAGAUCGCCUCUUCGCCCUAUCAGGCGGCAGCUGCCGCUGUCGCCUUCGGAGGAAGCGGUGCAGGUUAUUUGCCUGGAUCUACUGGCUAUCUGCCAACCACUGGCGGAUACCUCUCCCAGGGGCCACCGACAACCUCCUACAUGACAAACAGCUGGGGUUGGCAUUGA
Necator americanus (New World hookworm) is the source of this 1035-nucleotide messenger RNA. RefSeq lists its product as uncharacterized. Gene Ontology annotation, cellular component: nucleus. Lineage: Eukaryota; Metazoa; Nematoda; Chromadorea; Rhabditida; Ancylostomatidae. The transcript is spliced from 9 exons. Bases 1 to 1035 code for a protein of 344 amino acids. Gene Ontology annotation, biological process: cell differentiation; regulation of transcription by RNA polymerase II. The record is from RefSeq and is a predicted model, not a curated record. Gene Ontology annotation, molecular function: DNA-binding transcription factor activity, RNA polymerase II-specific; RNA polymerase II cis-regulatory region sequence-specific DNA binding.